Messenger RNA from Guillardia theta CCMP2712, 150 nucleotides. RefSeq lists its product as hypothetical. The annotation marks the transcript as partial. The transcript has a single exon. The record is from RefSeq and is a predicted model, not a curated record. NCBI's taxonomy places the organism in Eukaryota, Cryptophyceae, Pyrenomonadales, Geminigeraceae.
GCAUGCGAGCACGGGCGGGAGCGAUCUCAGUGCAAGGAGUGCGGGGGAGCCAGCAUCUGCAUCCAUGGGCGGGAGCGAUCUCAGUACAAGGAGUGCGGGGGAGCCUGCAUCUGUACCCAUGGGAGGAGGCGAUCUCAGUGCAAGGACUGC